AUGCAAUCUGCAACCUGCAAUCCUCCUCUCCGCCGCCCGUCCUUGGAGGAACACCGGUCGGUAUUCAACCACAGCCAACCAAGCCGUUUCCCGACCAGGCGCCCGUCACGUAAUUUGUCCGUUGUGGUCCUGUGCCGAGGAUCGCAGGAAGUUCAUCCCUCGUCUCCUAGGACGACCAUCGACGAGCCCAAUGCCAACGUCGACGGGAGUCAGCAGGGCUUCUCGCAAUUAUCAAAUGCCUUCCUACCUGGAUAUCUUUCGGUAUGGAGUAGCCAACGUGGACUCAUAGCAUUGGGCGGGUCACUGUCACUGGCUGACAAUGGCAAACCCCAGCUUGUAAGAAUUGGCUCUGCAUUCGGCCCCGAGCGGUGGCUUGUCUUACGGGAUGGAUUGAUGAUUUGCUUUUGCAACCAACGGACGCUGGCAACCCAUACAUUCGCCGUGCGUCUGUGGACCUUGAACGCAAAGUUCGAAAAUUGCUUCAUGCAACUUCAGUCGGUCGGGCUCUUCGUAGACUCUUUUCGCUUGCAGAUCAAAGCUGUCAGAGCAACUUCGGUUGCGGCCGACUAUUGGGUACCAGAGGAAUUUCAGGACAAUCAUAUGAAGGGACAUGAUACGGAGUACAUCAACACAAAACCGCAUCGCCUUGGUUCCUGA
Messenger RNA from Colletotrichum abscissum, 657 nucleotides. RefSeq lists its product as uncharacterized. The coding region runs from base 1 to 657 and encodes 218 amino acids. The transcript has 2 exons. NCBI's taxonomy places the organism in Eukaryota, Fungi, Ascomycota, Sordariomycetes, Glomerellales, Glomerellaceae. The record is from RefSeq and is a predicted model, not a curated record.